CUCGGUAUCACACGUUCUGAUCAUAUCCAUUUCAUUCUUUCUUCACUACUCGUUUUCUCAACAACUUCCAAAUUCCCCAUAAGAUCCGCCUCAAACUCCCUGUGCCUGCUACUACUAUUUCUCUUCUAUUAUUAUACUUAAUACAUAUACUUGCAUUUUAUUUAGUAGUGAUAUUCCAAUUAACUUAUACAUAUACUUGCUUUUUAUUUAGUAGUGAUAUUCCAAUUCCGUAUACUUUGGUAAUGCAUGGCUUCCAUUCGAAUUCGACAUUCUCGGCUGCUUGUUUAUAUGGUGGUGAUGGCGGUUGCGGUAGAGAUGGUGAUGGUGUCUGAAAUAGGCUGUAAAGCCUCCAGUGUGGGCCAUAUACCAUCUACUAGUGAAGAAAGUCAGGAGUACGACGAGUUUAAGGACAAAUCUCAGGAAGCACAGCACAAGGCCAAGGAGACAGCAAAAGACGCCAAAGAAGCUUCGGAGUCAUGGAGUGGAUGGGCCAAGGACAAAAUCUCUGAAGGACUUGGUUUCAAACAAGAUGAGGCCAAACAUACCGCAAGAAAAGCUUCUGAUGCAGCUUAUGGCACUGCCAAGAAGACCAAGGACAAGAUUCAGGAAGUGGCUUCUGAAGCUGGUCAAUACAGCGCAGAAAAGGCAAGAAACCUGAAGGAUGCAGCGGGUGAAACAGUGAAUGCAGCAAAGGGGAAGAUGCAUGAUACUACGGAUGCAGCAAAGCACCAGGCUUGCGAAACCAAAAACAAGGCUGGCGAAACCAUUUCAGCGGCAAAGGAGAAUAUCUACGAAGCCGCGGAUGCUGCCAAGGACAAAGCCUAUGACGGUUCACAGACGGCCAAGGACAAAGCCUAUGAGGCUUCCCAGGCUGCAAAGGAGAAGGCAUAUGAUUCUUCCCAGGCUGCAAAGGAGAAGGCGUACGAGACCACUAGGGCAGCAAAGGAGAAGGCAUACGAGUCCACUACGGAAGCCAAGGAAGCGAGGGACAAAGCAUCCCACAAGGCAGAGGAGGCAGCGGAACAGGCUCCUCUGGAGGCAGAGGAAGCAAAAGAGGCAGCAAAGCAAAUGGGAAAAGGUGCAGUAGAGGAAGGCAAGAGGCAGCAAGCAGAGGCAGAGGAACAGACAAGUUGGGCUGAAGAGAGAGCGAAGGAAGGUUAUGAAGCCGCAAAGAACAAAGCUGAUGAGACGGUGGAGGCUGCCAAGCACAAGACUAAGCAGAUUAAAGAUAAAAUUACUGGUGCUGGUGGAUCAGGUCGGGAUGAGGAGCUCUAAGCUAAUGUUUUACUUAAUUUGUUUUAAUUUUAUUGUAGGAAAGAUAUAAUAUGCCUUUGUGGUACAUAGGCAUAGGAGGAUCGUCUUUGGUUUCCUGAUCGAUUUAGUGUAUUAGUGUUUGCUUUGCUGCAUGCAUGUUUUAGCUCUUUUUUUUGUGUUUUUUGUCUUGUCUCGCUCGCAACAUAUUCUAUUUUGAUGUAUUCAACUGUCGUUUUCUCCAUCGUA
This is a messenger RNA of Ziziphus jujuba (common jujube), 1500 nucleotides long. Its product is annotated as late embryogenesis abundant protein, group 3. The coding region runs from base 247 to 1275 and encodes 342 amino acids. The transcript has 2 exons. The record is from RefSeq and is a predicted model, not a curated record. Lineage: Eukaryota; Viridiplantae; Streptophyta; Magnoliopsida; Rosales; Rhamnaceae.